AUGGUCAAUCAUCUAUUAUUAUUAAAUCAUUUUAUACUAUAUAUUCACUGGUCAAUCGCUCUGUUGAUCAACGCUCGAUGCAAUUUGCCUAUGGAUCGAGGUGCAUGUGAUCAUAGAGGGCCUAAAAUAAAAUGGUACUAUGAUCGAUUCGCUCACCGUUGCAGACAAUUCUAUUAUGGUGGCUGUGGAGGAAACGAUAAUCGAUUUGACACUCUUUGUGAAUGCAAUGAACAGUGUUAUUUCGAGUCAACUGUUGGUGAUCCAAAGCAUCGGUGCAGUCAGAUUUAUGAACAAGGCUUAUGCCUCGGUGAUGAGAGGUGGUACUUUGAUCCCAAUAGGAAACAAUGUUUGCGCGGAUCGUGGACUCGAUGUGGUGGAAAUCCCAAUCGCUUCUAUUCGUACAACCAUUGUAUGAACAUCUGCGCCUCAUUUGUUGUUAACCGAUCAACCAGUGUUAAGAUAAAGGAAUUCAGUCCAAAAAACUAUUUCGAAGUGCAAACUGCCAAAGACCCUCACAAUCCAUCAAUUUCCGAUAGUACACAUGAUGCAGUCGCAAAUUGCAAAUUGAUUUAUCCGCUUAUCAUCUGUUUACAGGGCGGACGAAGAACCACGUAUUAUCCUGCUCAUGAUGGACAUCGAAAAAAGGUGGAAUUAAUUACUGGACAUAGAGGGCAUGGAUCCUCAUACCAAUACGGCAUUUCGGAUCAAAACGGAUAUCGAAUUCCUCAAGUUAUUCGAACGAAUAAUAACCAACAAUAUUCUCAAUCUUCGACAGACCGGAGAAAUCAACAGAAUUUCUUUUAUUUCGCAAAUAAACAAGGCCUUGACCAACAACCUAACGUUCAAACAACUGAUGUUCAACUCAGCCGUCAGAUUCAUAGCAAUUCUCACAUCCAAGAUCCUUACAAACAUGCUGAUAGCCAUAAAACUCAUUCACAGCAUAUCCACCAACAACCUCAAUUUCAAAAGGUACAAAGUUCUUUUGAAUAUCCUGUUACAAGAUCACCAUAUUACCAAACAUUUCAAAAUCUGCAAUCUCAUCCAGCUGAAAAAGAUCCCUUAAAAAGUCAUCAAUUUCAACAGCCUUUGUCAGAUUAUGAAAGGCAACUUAAAAACCAUGGGCAAAAUAGCUAUAUUCAGCAAAUUCAAUUUGAACAAGAUUAUAACGCACAGAAUCAACAUAAUGCAAGAAAUGACCAGUCUAAUAAUUAUCUUCAUACAAUCGGCCAACGAACAUUCAAUCAGGAAUUCAAACAGCAGUGGGCUGAACGACCAAUCAAUCCAGAGUAUGAAAAUCCAUCCAAAGAAGAAAUGGCUAGAGCCAAGUUAAAAUAUUUAAAAACUCUUAGGAUUUCUAGAAUUGGAUCAUCAUUAUCGAAAAACAAACUUAAAGAGCACAUGACUAGGGCUAUAUCCACGCAUUUAAACAAAACUAAAUCGGAAGAACCGACAUAUAAGAUAGAAAUAAAAAGCAUGGCCACUGCGACAGAAUUACCAUUUAUAGACACCAAAAAUAUAACUGCAACUGAAAGCGAUCAAAUUAGCAACGAUUUAAAUCACGAUCACUAUAAUGAUGAUAUUUGGACUGACGGCAAGCAGACAAUAAUCGGAGGUAAUUUAGAUCAAAGUCAUCAAACUACUCCUAGUGAUAGAGAUGCGUUUUAUUCAAGAAUUAAUGAAUCUGAUUAUGCAAGUGCUACGUCUUUUCCAACGAUGAAUAUAGCAACAACAGAAAAAACUUUUAACGCAGAUAUUUCAAAAAAAACUCAAGCAGAACAAGAGUCAACAAAGACGUAUAAUUCAAGGAUUGAAACAAUCGGAUCGCAGAAAUUGACAUUUUCUAGCCACGAGUCUGAUAAGACAGAGCAGCAAUUUAACAAAAAACAGAAAAACACCGUUAUUGAUAAUCGAUACCGAUUCGAUAUGCCGUCUGCCGCAGCACCGCCCAGAACCGAAAUUGCCGGUACCACACACGAUAUGCUUGGUCUCCAUCAAACAACAUUAUCAUCUGUAAGACUUGCGGUACUACCAUCAGCUCCGACUGCAUCUACAGAACCUCCCGUCCAACAAUCUCUUAUUCUGCUGGCACCAACAGCAACAGCGACAUUACUAACUCCCUCAACAAAAGCAACAAUCCACCUUGGAAGAUUGUCAACAACCACAAAAACUAGGGAAAAAACAAAACCUGCACACGAUCUACAAGGAAUUCAAACAAAGCGAAUAACUGAUGAACAACAUACUGAUGACACCGAAAUCAUUGAAGAUGACGAUGACGAUGAAAUAUUAUUUUGGAGGCAAAGCGGUUCAUCGAGGCGUCCAAGAAGUAAUUAA
Messenger RNA from Dracunculus medinensis (Guinea worm), 2331 nucleotides. NCBI's taxonomy places the organism in Eukaryota, Metazoa, Nematoda, Chromadorea, Rhabditida, Dracunculidae. The record is from the annotation of a GenBank genome assembly.